Molecule: messenger RNA, 2692 nt
Organism: Daucus carota subsp. sativus
Lineage: Eukaryota; Viridiplantae; Streptophyta; Magnoliopsida; Apiales; Apiaceae
Exons: 12
Coding region: 268-2493 (741 amino acids)
Biological process (GO): carbohydrate metabolic process; protein K48-linked deubiquitination
Cellular component (GO): cytosol; cell periphery
Molecular function (GO): cysteine-type carboxypeptidase activity; hydrolase activity, hydrolyzing O-glycosyl compounds; K48-linked deubiquitinase activity
Source: RefSeq, a predicted model, not a curated record
AAUUUUCACUUUCAAGUUUCACCUCAAGACAUUUGCAAUUUUCAAGCACAAAAAUUCUCUCUCUCUCUCUCUCUCUCUCUCUCCACACACAGUCACACACACAGUAUAUAUACAUAUCUCCUCAUAUCCUGGUUGUCCCCUCCCCGGAAUAUAAAUUCAGCACCUGCUUAACUGCGUUCCUGUUUUCCUCUCUCUAAAUUAUCUCACUCUCUAUCUCUCUCUGGAAAAUAAACUCAAGACAAUUACAAGAAAAACAUAGAUACAACCAUGGCGAGUGGUUCUGGCGAGGAAAGAACAAGUGAGGGAGUUGAAGAAUUGACCCACAAGACCAAACUCAUUCAAUUCUUUGGGAGGUCUACGCCAAUCAUUCUUCAAAAUGAUAAUGGCCCCUGUCCUCUUCUUGCUAUUUGUAAUGUUCUUUUGUUGAAGAAUAAUUUGAAUCUGAGUCCGGACAUCCCCGAAGUCUCUCAAGAGAGAUUGCUUUCACUUGUUGCCGAGCGGUUGAUAGAUUCAAAUAGUAAUCUUGAUAACAAGGAAGCCGGUUAUGUCGAGAAUCAACAACAGAACAUAGCUGAUGCAAUUGAUUUGCUCCCUCGUCUGACAACCGGGAUUGAUGUCAAUAUAAAAUUUAAGGGUAUUACUGAAUUUGAAUUUACAAGGGAGUGUGCAAUAUUUGAUUUGUUGGAUAUACCGCUCUAUCAUGGUUGGAUAGUUGAUCCUCAGGAUAGUGACACUUACAAUGCAAUUGGAUCCAAGUCGUACAACACUAUAAUGGGGGAUCUUGUUGGCCUUGAAACAGGAACCACGGCAAGUGAAGACAAGAAAAAGCCUGAAGAAGAUUCUGUUGAUUUUGUUGCUGCAACGACUGCAACUUUAGGAGUGCCUUCUCCUGGUCUUUCAAGAAAUAUAUCUUUUGAUAAUCCUCCUGGUUCUGGUUCCCAGCAUAGCAAAGCUAGAAAAGGGGACCUCGAAGAAGAAGCCGAGCUGCUGAGAGCCAUGAAAAUAUCAGAGGCUGAUUUUCCCAAUUCAUCCAAAGAUGUAUCUUUAGACAAUUGUGAUGCUAGAAAAGGAGAUCUUCAAGAAGAAGCCGAGCUGCUGAGGGCCAUGAAAUUGUCUGAGGCUCCUUUUACAGAUUCAUCUAAAGAUGUAUGCUCAGACCAGAGUGAUGAGCAGAAUGUGUCCGCCUUCCCAAAAGAAAGUGUAAAUGUCAAAAAGUCUGAACCUUUGGUUCCUUCAGGCACAACAGAAGUGGUUGUUGGUGUUGAAACUCAGAAGACUUGGCAGCAAGAACCAUCAUCUAAUGUAAGCAAUGACUUGGCGGACAUCAAUAAUGAUCUUAUAACCUUUGAAACAAUUCCAGAGAAAGAUGACUGUUUGUCUACGGAAAAGGAUCAGAAGAUCUCAAAUAGUCAGUUAAGCUGCAAGGAAGCCGGGGAAUGUAAUGAAACGAAAGAUGUAGGUGAAAAAACGAGAAUUGAUUUUCUGGAUUUGCAAAAACCUGCAGUAUCUGAUUCUCUACAACCGGAUUUUCUAUCCACAGCUGCAAGUAGUAUCGUUGACUCUGAAGGUAAUAAAGACAUUCAUGACCAAUCAGUAUCAAAAACUAAUGUACCGAAAGAAGAUAACCAGAUUGCUCCUGAAGCAUUGAGUAUUGCCUUUUCUCCGGUAGUUAUUGAGUUGGAUGCAUCUGGUGAUAGCACGGGAAAUAGAGAUGUUUAUGAAGUUGUUACUCCCGCUGGCGAUAGCACUGAGCCCAUUUACGCAGGAGAAGAAUGCAUUUUAGAGCCAGGUACUACAUAUGAAGAUCAAGAACCUGUGUAUGAAGGUGAGGUAGUUAUUGCUAAACAAGUGGAUAAACACAGUACAAAUGCCAGUGAUGUGGCUAGUAAGAAUGAAAUCACUCCACAACAAGGAGAAUUGAUAAAAGAUUUCCUGAAGACAAAUGCUAGUCAAUUGACUGUAUAUGGCCUGGUCUGUUUGCAAGAGCAAUUAAAAGAACGUGAACUUUGCGUAUUUUUUCGUAAUAAUCACUUCAACACCAUGUUCAAGUUUGGUGGUCAGCUGUAUCUUUUGGCAACAGACCAAGGUUAUAUAAACCAGCCUGACCUGGUAUGGGAGAUGCUGAACGAGGUAAAUGGGAAUACAGUAUUCAUGACUGGGAGUUUUAAGGAAUUCAAGGCAGAAGAUGAUCAUGUGAAGGACACCUGGGAUGAACAAAAUGCCCGUGCCAGUACCGCAGAGUAUCUUGCCAGUAUUAAAGACCCAGCACAGGACAAUUCCAGUUUCAAUUCUGAUCUGCAAUUGGCAAUGGCUCUGCAAGAACAGGAAUUUGAGCAGCAGCCUCAACGUAAUACACAGCAGCAAAAUGUUUCUGGUGGUUCAGGGUUGGUUACAGGUCCUCAGGGCUCGAGGAGUGGCAACAACAACAGGUACUUGCCCCAACCUUCCAAGCCAGUUUCUAAACCGUCAAAGGAUAAGUGCGUGGUAAUGUGAAAACUGUGUUCAAGUAGAGGUCCGCCGUGUAAAUGAGUUGUGACUAUCUGUUGACAGAUUGCUUUCCAUCUUAAACUUUAGACUGUAAUUUUAGAACAUCCAGCUUUUCAGGUGUAAAUGAAGUAAAUAUUUGGCCCAUACAUGAGGCUUUUUUAUAAACACUAAUAAUUGUGAUCUUAAGAAGGUCCAUUGAAUCGUA